CAUCAUGUAUUGGUGUUUUAUUUGUUAUUUCAUUAGCAUUUUUAGCUUUUGGUAUUGUUUGUAUUUUUACUUAUUCAAGAAUAUUAUAUACAAUAUAUGCUGGUCUUGGAGCUGUGAUUUUUUCAGUUUUUUUGGCUGUUGAUAUACAAUUAAUUAUGGGUGGAAAACGACAUGAAAUCAGUGCUGAAGAUCAUAUUUGUGCAUCACUUAUACUUUAUUUGGAUAUUAUUUACAUAUUUUUAUUUAUUCUUCGUUUGUGUGGUAGCGAAGAAUAA
Rotaria sp. Silwood1 is the source of this 275-nucleotide messenger RNA. The record is from the annotation of a GenBank genome assembly. Lineage: Eukaryota; Metazoa; Rotifera; Eurotatoria; Philodinida; Philodinidae.